UCCAAAGAUCAAAUUGGCGCGAAACUAUCGUCGAAAAUUGAUUUAACCUAAAGGAGUGACAACAGAUUUGCUCGGAAAUGUCCCAGAGGAGUAUCACGUCGUUUUUUACACGAACAAAUUUAAAAGCUGAGACGAAGGAUGAAAAAAAUAAAAACAACGAGGUAACAGUCAAGAAACAGGAUGUGCUCGGCGAGAAGGAAACUAAGAAUAAAAAUGUCGAGACUAAAAAGACUACGGCUUCGAAGAAUUUGGUAAGUAGUGGUAGAGCUAAAACGGAUAAAAACGAGCAUAAUGAAAAACGCAAAAAAUCUUUGAAUAAUGUGAAAAACUCACAGCCUUCAAAGAAAUCGAAGGGCAAUGAUGUUGAAAAGAAAAAGGAGAAUCAGAAGGCGAAAGUGUGCGAUGAAAAAUCGGACUCAUCAUCCGAGGAUGAAUUAUCAAAUGGAAGAUUUACGCGGAUUAAAAAUAUGAAGAAAGAAUCAGCGAUACUGAAUAGGAUUAAAAAUUUAGUGGACUCAGACACCUCAUCCGAUGAUGAGAAAAGUAUCUCUAGUGGAAAACGAAAAAAGAUCAAAGAGUCCGUGGAAUCUGGAGCAUUAAAAAGAACAAGAAAAAAUAACGAAGACUUAUUGGAAAGUGAUGAUCAAGUUAAUAAUGAGAAAGAGAAAAAUGAUAGGGAUGAUUCGACAGAGCCUGAAGCCCCAUCGGAUGAAGAUAGGGAUGUCAUUCGAGAGAAAAGCAUUUCAAAAAGUAAUUUUAAUAAAUCCAAAACAUUUAAGAAAUUACAAUGUUUUGCUUAUAGCGAUGAACAGUUUGAUAAUAAUGAUUCUAUAAAGGAAAGUAAAAGUAUUAAAAUUGAUUCCAAAAAAUUUAGCAAAAAUGCUAUCGACGACGGGGAAGCAUCGAAUACAGACGAUAGCUCGCCUGAAAAAGAAGAUGUAAAAGUUGAAAAUAAAUUGGUAAAAUCGUCAAUAUCAAAAGAAUUUGAAAAGGUCACGGAGAAAGAUGAAUCCAAUGAAGACGACACGACGAAUCACAAAUCAGAGAUAAAUGAAACAGUUGUGUUAACAAAAAGCGAUAAGAAUGUAUCGUCAAAGGAUGUAAAGAACAUCGACGGUAAAGAAAAAGAGCAAAAAAUUCAGAAAGAAUCUCCAUCGUCAAAGCAAUCGAUUACUAAUGGCAAUUCUAUAAUUGCAAAAAAUAAAAAAGUUAAUGAAGAAAGUGAUUAUAAUCCUAUGGCAUCCUCGUAUCAUCCGGUCAACGAUGCCUCUUGGAAAGAAGGACAAAAAGUGCCCUAUAUUGCAUUAACGCGAACAUUUGAGCUAAUCGAAGGAAUUAGCGCUAGAUUGAAAAUAAUUGAAAUAUUAUCAAAUUAUUUUCGUUCUGUGAUAGUUUUAAGCCCAAAUGACUUACUAGCCAGUGUAUAUCUGUGCUUGAAUCAACUUGCACCAGCUUACGAAGGAUUAGAAUUAGGAAUAGCAGAAACCAACUUAAUGAAAGCCAUUGCUAGUUCAACUGGUAGAACUAUCGCGCAAAUUAAAGCUGAAUUACAAAAAGUCGGUGAUCUUGGAAUCGUUGCAGAAGGAAGUCGUUCCAAUCAGAAAACAAUGUUCCAGCCACCGCCGCUAACCGUCAGUUCAGUAUUUACAAAAUUAAAGGAAAUUGCUGUAACUACCGGCACAGCUUCGGGAAUGAAGAAAGUUGACAAGAUUCAAUCUUUAUUCGUAGCUUGUCGCUAUACAGAAGCGCGAUAUUUAAUUAGAUCUCUUGCUGGAAAGCUUAGAAUAGGUCUGGCCGAGCAAUCUGUUCUGCAAGCUCUGGCUUUGGCAUGCGCAAUGACACCCCCAGAGCAAAGCCGUCCGUUUGAAAUAUUGAACGCUUCCAAAGGCAUGUCUAGUGAUAAAUUUAAACAAAAAUUAGACGAAACGUCUUUGAUUAUUAAGACGACCUAUUGCCAAUGUCCCAGUUAUAACAAAAUAAUUCCAAUUCUCUUGGGAAAAGGAGUCCAAGAAUUACCGAAGGAGUGCAAGCUUACGCCAGGAAUUCCUCUGAAGCCUAUGCUCGCGCACCCAACAAAGGGUAUACAAGAGGUAAUUACCCGGCUCGAAGGAUUAAAGUUUACUUGCGAAUAUAAGUACGAUGGCGAAAGGGCGCAAAUUCACAUCCUAGAAGAUGGCACGAUCAAGAUAUAUAGCAGAAAUCAAGAGGACAAUACCAGUAAAUAUCCAGAUAUUAUUAAUCGAAUAUCAAAUACACGAAAUGAAUCGGUUAAAAGUUGCGUAUUGGACUGCGAGGCUGUCGCUUGGGAUAAGGAGAAGAAGCAAAUUCUGCCGUUCCAGAUCCUUAGCACGAGAAAGCGUAAGGAUGCAAACGAAGCCGAAAUUAAGGUUCAAGUUUGUGUAUUUAUGUUCGACAUGUUAUAUUUUAAUGGGGAAGCAUUGGUUGAAGAGCCACUGCAAAGGCGUCGGGAUUUGUUAAAGGAACAUUUCAAGGAGGUUGAAGGCGAGUGGUUCUUUGCAAAAAAUUUGGACGUGAAAUCUGUAGACGAAGUGCAAGAUUUUCUCGAUGAAUCUAUAAAGGGAAACUGCGAAGGUCUGAUGAUAAAAACUCUAGAUAAAGACGCCACUUACGAGAUUGCCAAGAGAUCUCGAAAUUGGCUGAAACUCAAGAAAGAUUAUUUGGAGGGUGUCGGUGAUACGUUGGAUUUGGUCGUUAUCGGCGGCUACUUGGGCAAAGGUAAACGAACGGGCACCUACGGCGGCUUUCUCCUCGCCUGCUACGAUCACGAAAACGAAGAAUAUCAGAGUAUUUGUAAAAUCGGCACGGGCUUCAGCGAAGACGAUCUCGCCAAGCAUACGGACGCCCUCAAGGAAUGCCUUAUAGACGAGCAAAAGCCAUAUUACCGUUGUGACUCCAGUCUCGAGCCAGACCAUUGGUUCGAGGCAAAAUUGAUAUGGGAAGUGAAAUGCGCGGAUCUGUCCUUAUCGCCGGUGCAUGCGGCAGCAAAGGGUAUCGUCGACCCGGAAAAGGGAAUAUCCCUGCGAUUUCCAAGAUUCAUACGCAUCAGAGAUGAUAAAAACUGCGAAGAUGCGACGUCAGCACGACAAAUAGCCGACAUGUACUUGAGCCAAGAACAAAUAAAGAAUCAAGUCUCGUCCAACUCGGCGACCGCGGAAGAAGAUUUUUAUUAAAAGUACUACGAAACCUUAAUGUUGUUGAAAAUUAAAUUUUUAAUGCGACCGACGAGAAUAAUUGACGAAAGUGAGAGAAGCAUUUUAAA
Messenger RNA from Ceratosolen solmsi marchali, 3280 nucleotides. RefSeq names its product DNA ligase 1 (gene DNAlig1). The record is from RefSeq and is a predicted model, not a curated record. Gene Ontology annotation, biological process: DNA recombination; DNA biosynthetic process; Okazaki fragment processing involved in mitotic DNA replication. Gene Ontology annotation, molecular function: DNA ligase (ATP) activity; DNA binding; ATP binding. The transcript is spliced from 2 exons. Gene Ontology annotation, cellular component: nucleus; mitochondrion. NCBI's taxonomy places the organism in Eukaryota, Metazoa, Arthropoda, Insecta, Hymenoptera, Agaonidae. Bases 78 to 3191 code for a protein of 1037 amino acids.